AUGACUGUGGGAGUUCUAGAGAACGAAGUUGAUGAGAAUACCAGUUUGGAGAAGCUGAGAGAUGCUCUGGUGAACAAAAGCGGCGAGGUCAAAUUGGCAGACCGUUUCAGAGCCUUGUUCUAUCUUAAGUCCAUUGGCGCUGAGUUCGCCGAAAAACCAGAAGACGCAUACAAGGCCAUUGUAUACAUUGCCGAAUGCUUCAAGGACGAGUCUGAGUUGCUGAAACACGAAGUUGCUUACGUUCUGGGACAAACCAAGAACCUUCAAGCUGCCCCAGUACUAAGAGAUGUCCUGAUCAAUACCAACCAACAAUGUAUGGUCAGACACGAGGCUGCAGAGGCACUUGGAGCUCUUGGGGAUGAUGAUUCACUGGAACUGCUCGAAAAGUACUUUGCAGACGAAACCGAGCUCGUGGAGAUCCGUCAAACUUGUGAGCUCGCUAUUGAAAGGAUAAAGUGGGAAAACAGCAAGUCAGCAGCCACAGAGAAUCUGCAGACUUCUUUAUAUGAGUCUAUUGAUCCCGCUCCUCCAAUGCCUCUGGAUGCUAAAAAUGCAGAAAAAAUCUCUGUCCUUCAGGAAACUCUCAACGACCAGGCAAAGCCUCUGUUUGAGAGGUACAGGGCCAUGUUCAGACUCAGAGACAUCGGAACUGAUGCAGCAGCUCUUGCACUUGCAUCUGGAUUCAGUGAUAGUUCAGCUCUUUUCAAGCAUGAGAUUGCCUAUGUUUUUGGACAAAUGUGCAAUCCUGUGACCGUUCCCUCGCUGAUCAAGAUCCUCGGUGAUAAGUCCGAGGCUGCUAUGGUCAGACAUGAAGCUGCUGAGGCUCUUGGAUCCAUCGCCACAGAUGAGGUUUUGCCUAUUUUGAAGGGUUACUUGAAUGACGAAGAUACCGUCGUAAGGGACAGUGCGAUUGUUGCGUUGGACAUGUACGAGUAUGAGAACUCUAACGAGAUCGAGUAUGCUGGAAUAUGA
Molecule: messenger RNA, 972 nt
Organism: Kuraishia capsulata CBS 1993
Lineage: Eukaryota; Fungi; Ascomycota; Pichiomycetes; Pichiales; Pichiaceae
Exons: 1
Coding region: 1-972 (323 amino acids)
Biological process (GO): peptidyl-hypusine biosynthetic process
Molecular function (GO): deoxyhypusine monooxygenase activity
Source: RefSeq, a predicted model, not a curated record